AAGAUGGUGAGUAGAUGGGAACGUGUAAGAACACAGUUCACCAACUCUUCUUCUAUUAUUGUAUCUUGCGUUCUAUCGUAAUCAUUGCUACAUGUAUAUAUAAAUAUAUGUAAAAGCUCAUUGGAGGAGGAGCAGCAAAGAAACUUUAGCAAAGAGAAAAUUGAAAGAAAGUCGGAAGAGCUGGGAUGGAUAUUGAAGAGCUGCCCUCAGUUUGUGUUCUUGAUGCCUCAACCUAUGUGGGUUUUUGGAUUCUCAAGGGACUACUAAGUAAAGGAUAUACAGUUCACGCAGCCAUACAGAAGUAUAAUGGUGAGACUGGGAUGGAGAAGAAGAUAAGGGACUUGGCGAGAGAGGAGGAGAGAUUGUCGGUAUUUGAAGUUGAUGUUUUGGAUUACCAUAGCAUUCUAAUUGCUUUGAAGGGUUGUUCUGCUAUGUUCUGCUGCUUGGACUGUCCAGAUGGUUAUGAUGACAAGAUGAUUGAUUUGGAAGUUAGAGGAGCAAUCAAUGUAGUAGAGGCAUGUGCACAGACCGAUACCAUUGAAAAGAUUAUAUUCAGCUCUUCACUAACUGCGGCAAUAUGGAGAGAGAACAUUUGUUCACAGGAGGAUGUAGACGAGAGGUCUUGGAGCGAUCAAGAAUUUUGCAGGAAACUGAAGUUAUGGUACGCCCUGGCAAAGACACUCUCUGAACAUGCUGCUUGGGCUUUAGCCAUGGACCGUAAGCUCAACAUGGUUUCCAUAAAUGCUGGACUAGUUUUGGGUCCUGGUGUCUCUCAACAGAACCCCCUAUCAACAAUGUCAUACCUCAAAGGGGUAGCUCAAAUGUAUGAAAAUGGAGUCCUCGCCUCUGUAGACGUGAACUUCCUGGUUGAUGUCCAUAUUCGAGCUUUCCAGGAUCGCUCCACAUGCGGGCGGUAUUUCUGCUUCAAUCAGACUGUGCAUACUGAGGAAGAAGCUGUCAAACUUACUCAAAGCCUGAGCCCUCUGAUAUCAUUGCCGCAAAGGUACGAAUACCAAGGAAGUGAGGUAUACGCUGAGAGGCUGAGGACAAAAAAGUUGAACAAGCUGGUUGAGGGUACUGCCUAGAUCUGUUCAUGGGACACAGGCGAGGUCGAGUUCAGGCUGGAUCUACAUCAAGCGCGGUUUAUUUUUGUCAGCUUUGUUCUAGUACUGCUACUUCGUACUAUUAGUCAAAAACAAAUAAAUUUUUCUUCCAGCUCUUUCGUAGUCGGUGUAAAUCCAAAGAAAAAAACAUAAAAAAUUCUGGCCGGCUAGAACUUUACUGUUUGACUU
Populus euphratica (Euphrates poplar) is the source of this 1292-nucleotide messenger RNA. Its product is annotated as cinnamoyl-CoA reductase 2-like. Gene Ontology annotation, molecular function: oxidoreductase activity, acting on the CH-OH group of donors, NAD or NADP as acceptor. The record is from RefSeq and is a predicted model, not a curated record. Bases 186 to 1085 code for a protein of 299 amino acids. NCBI's taxonomy places the organism in Eukaryota, Viridiplantae, Streptophyta, Magnoliopsida, Malpighiales, Salicaceae. The transcript is spliced from 6 exons.